Molecule: messenger RNA, 1759 nt
Organism: Ceratotherium simum simum (southern white rhinoceros)
Lineage: Eukaryota; Metazoa; Chordata; Mammalia; Perissodactyla; Rhinocerotidae
Gene: PELI2
Product: pellino E3 ubiquitin protein ligase family member 2
Biological process (GO): protein polyubiquitination; regulation of Toll signaling pathway
Molecular function (GO): protein binding; ubiquitin protein ligase activity
Source: RefSeq, a predicted model, not a curated record
AUGACAACUGACAGGGAACACGUGGUCUGGUUCCCCAACUCAGGCUGUGGCGAUGACAACGCCAAAUCUUCACCACUUGACCCCUGGGGCUGGCUUGAUCCUUACACCACUGUAUUAUUUCCACAGUUAUGUGGUGACGGUUUUAUUGAGCUCCUCUUCAGUUUUAAGCUACUGAAAUGUAAAACAAACCCAAAAGCUUUUGUUCUGACUUUUGAUGUCCUCGGUAGGCUCAGGUCCCUUUGCCUUCUGGGCCACCAUGCUCUUCUGGAUGUGACUGGACAAGUGGCAAAGGCAAGACUUUUAGGAGAGGAGCGGACCACCAGGUACAACGGUGCUUUACCUAAUGGAGACAGAGGCCGGAGGAAAAGCAGAUUUGCUCUCUAUAAGCGGCCGAAGGCUAACGGCGUCAAACCCAGCAUGGUCCACGUGAUAUCCACUCCGCAGGCCUCCAAGGCUAUAAGCUGCAAAGGUCAACACAGUAUUUCAUACACUCUGUCAAGGAAUCAGACUGUGGUGGUCGAGUAUACACAUGACAAAGAUACGGAUAUGUUUCAGGUGGGCCGAUCAACAGAAAGCCCUAUCGACUUCGUGGUGACAGACACAAUUUCAGGCGGUCAGAACAACGACGAGGCGCAGAUUACACAGAGCACCAUCUCCAGGUUUGCCUGCAGGAUCGUCUGUGACCGGAACGAGCCGUACACGGCACGGAUAUUUGCAGCCGGAUUCGACUCUUCCAAAAACAUAUUUCUUGGAGAAAAGGCAGCAAAAUGGAAAAACCCCGACGGCCACAUGGAUGGGCUCACUACCAACGGCGUGCUGGUGAUGCACCCACGAGGGGGCUUCACUGAGGAGUCCCAGCCUGGGGUCUGGCGUGAGAUCUCCGUCUGCGGAGACGUGUACACCUUGCGAGAAACCAGGUCAGCCCAGCAGCGGGGAAAGCUGGUGGAAAGUGAGACCAACGUCCUGCAGGACGGCUCCCUCAUCGACCUGUGCGGGGCCACGCUCCUCUGGAGAACGGCAGACGGCCUCUUUCAGGCCCCAACUCAGAAACACAUAGAAGCCCUGCGGCAGGAGAUCAACGCCGCCCGGCCGCAGUGCCCCGUGGGGCUCAACACCCUGGCCUUCCCCAGCAUCAGCAGGAAGGAGGUGGUAGAGGAAAAGCAGCCCUGGGCCUACCUCAGCUGCGGCCACGUGCACGGCCACCACAACUGGGGCCACCGGAGCGACACGGAGGCCAACGAGAGGGAGUGUCCCAUGUGCAGGACUGUGGGCCCCUACGUCCCUCUCUGGCUCGGCUGCGAGGCCGGGUUUUACGUAGACGCAGGACCUCCAACUCACGCGUUCACCCCUUGUGGACAUGUGUGCUCGGAGAAGUCUGCAAAAUACUGGUCUCAGAUUCCGCUGCCUCAUGGAACUCACGCAUUUCACGCUGCCUGCCCUUUCUGUGCCACACAGCUGGCUGGGGAACAGAACUGCAUCAAAUUAAUUUUCCAAGGUCCAGUUGACUGAUGCCCUUGACAGCCGUUUAUGACUUUAUUAACAGGUUACUGUGAAGAUUUUACCACUAACUCUAGAUUUUACCUUUUUAUAAUGCUGUUUAUUAAGGGGAGGGGAACCUGAGGCUGGGAAAAAAGAGGGGACACGAUGAUGAAACAUGCCAGGAAUUUAACAGAUACCAGUGGUGUGUUGCAUGCUCCAAACAGUGGCAUCGUCAUUGAAGUCUGCUUGAUUAAACCAUACUAUCUUUGUAAUAAUUGGA